GGCACAGUUUUUACUCAGCAAAUUAUCUUUUCAACACCUGUUCGUCUUGCUCGUCUUGCUCAUCGUGUCAAGGCUUUACAAAAACUUUCAUUUAUAAUUGAACUGAUCUAUAUAUCAAAGUUUUUAUCAAUUGGUAUAAUGAAUUUCCUUGAUGACACGAUCAAGGCUUUAGUGCUCGUAUUGGAAUAUACA
Molecule: messenger RNA, 192 nt
Organism: Racocetra persica
Lineage: Eukaryota; Fungi; Glomeromycota; Glomeromycetes; Diversisporales; Gigasporaceae
Source: the annotation of a GenBank genome assembly